AUGUCAAUCCAAGCUUUUAUCUUCUGCGGUAAAGGUUCUAAUCUGGCUCCCUUCACCCAGCCAGAUUUUCCAUUCCAAACGCAGAACAAAGACAGUACAGCUGCCACAAACGGUGACAAACUUAAUGAAUUAGUUAAUAGCACCCUAGAUUCAACUGUAAUAAACGAGUUCAUGCAAUAUUCAACGCGCUUGCCCAAGGCUCUUUUGCCCAUCGGUAAUAGACCCAUGAUUGAAUACGUCUUGGAUUGGUGUGACCAAGGGGAUUUCAAAGAGAUCAAUGUGGUCGCACCCGUUGACGAAAUCGAAUUAAUUGAAAGUGGACUGACUUCGUUUCUGUCCCUAAGAAAGCAACAGUUUGAGUUAAUUUUCAAGGCUUUAUCGAAUUCCAACCACAGCCAUCACUUGCAAGAUCCUAAGAAAAUCAAUUUCAUCCCUUCGAAAGCAAAUUCUACAGGUGAGUCCUUGCAAAAAGAGCUUUUGCCUAGAAUCAAUGGCGAUUUUGUAAUCUUGCCCUGUGAUUUUGUCACAGAUAUACCUCCACAAAUCUUGGUCGAUCAAUUUAGGAAUAGGGAUGAUAACAAUCUAGCAAUGACCAUCUACUAUAAGAACUCUUUGGAUAGUAGUAUCGAUAAAAAACAACAGCAGAAGCAGAAGCAACAGCAAUUUUUCACUGUAUAUUCAGAAAACGAGGACUCAGAGAGACAGCCAAUAUUGUUGGACGUCUACUCUCAAAGAGACGUCACAAAGACUAAAUAUCUACAGAUCAGAUCUCAUUUGUUGUGGAACUAUCCAAAUUUAACCGUAUCUACUAAGUUACUGAACUCAUUCAUCUAUUUUUGUUCUUUUGAACUUUGCCAAUUGCUAAAAUUAGGGCCGCAAUCAAUGUCAAGACAAGCUUCGUUUAAGGAUCCGUUUGCUGGAAACCAACAACAACAAAAUCCUCCUACCACUGAUGACGAUGAAGAUCGUAAUAAUGAUGAUGACGACGACUACAAACCUCCGGUUGCAUCUAUCCAACCCACGUACUUCAAGAAAAAGAACGAUCUGAUCUUGGACCCAAUAAACUGUAAUAAAUCACUAAGUAAAGUUUUUAGAGAUUUAUCUCGUCGUUCAUGGCAACAUUCCAAACCGAGGGAACCAAUAGGUAUCUUUAUUCUACCAAACGAAACCUUGUUCAUCAGAGCCAAUAACUUAAAUGCUUACAUGGACGCUAAUAGAUUUGUACUAAAGAUAAAAUCACAAACGAUGUUCACGAAAAAUAUACAAAUUCAAUCCGCCGCUAUUGGUGCUGAUGCUAUAGUAGAUCCCAAAUGCCAGAUCUCAGCUCAUAGUAACGUCAAGAUGUCUGUUGUGGGUACUCAGGCCAAUAUCGGUUCCAGGUGUCGUAUUGCCGGGUCUCUCUUGUUUCCUGGAGUCCAUCUUGGUGACGAAGUAAUUCUGGAAAAUUGUAUUAUUGGACCCAUGGCAAAAAUCGGUUCUAAGUGUAAACUCAGCAAUUGUUAUAUUGAAGGCCAUUAUGUCGUGGAGCCUAAAAAUAACUUUAAAGGUGAAACACUCGCCAACGUUUAUCUGGAUGAAGAUGAGGAGGACGAGUUAAUAUAUGAUGAUAGUGUUAUUGCUGGCGCAAGUGAAAUCGCAGAAGAAACUGACAGCGAUGAGAGAAGCGAUGAAGAUUCCGAUGAUAGUGAAUAUACCGAUGAAUACGAAUAUGAAGACGAUGGGUUAUUUGAACGUUAA
Messenger RNA from Saccharomyces paradoxus, 1737 nucleotides. RefSeq names its product translation initiation factor eIF2B subunit gamma (gene GCD1). Gene Ontology annotation, molecular function: guanyl-nucleotide exchange factor activity; translation initiation factor activity. Gene Ontology annotation, biological process: cytoplasmic translational initiation. The record is from RefSeq and is a predicted model, not a curated record. The coding region runs from base 1 to 1737 and encodes 578 amino acids. Gene Ontology annotation, cellular component: guanyl-nucleotide exchange factor complex; eukaryotic translation initiation factor 2B complex. The transcript has a single exon. Lineage: Eukaryota; Fungi; Ascomycota; Saccharomycetes; Saccharomycetales; Saccharomycetaceae.